GAAAUGCCGGUCACAGGGGGCCGGAAGUGACGUCGCGCGCCGGCGGGGAGCGCCGCCGGUGGCGCGGCGGGGGGACGGGAACAGGGGCGCCGCUCGGCGGUUGUGCCGGUAGCAGCCGCGUGUCCGGUACCUGGGGAGGGGCGGGAAGGGGAGGGUUCGAGGGGACCCGCCGAGCCACAUCCCAAGACGGGCCCUGGCUCCAAAUCGACCCUUCAGCCGGCCCCUGGCCCCACACAGGGGAGGCGUCCUGCGGGGGACGCCAAUCCCGGGGGAUCCCCCGUCUGCGGGGUCCCCGAGGCGCCGGGCAGAGCGGUUCCCGGGGCGGGGAGGAGGGCUCUGCGCCCCCAAAACCGAGAUGUGCUCCCCCCUUCCCACGGAGGCCCGGGCCUGACGCCGGUGGUGGAGGAAGGGCCAGGCGCUUCCCUUCCCCGCCCCGUGAGUCAGCUGUGGAGCCUCAGCCCCGCCCGGGCUUUUAGGGAUCCCUCCCCUUAGCCGAGGAUCCCCCUGAGCCGUGUCCCGGCAGGGAUCUCGCCUGUCCGGUUCGUUGUGUUCCAGCGCCGCGCCGGGAUGAAGCCCAGUGGCACGUACAAACAGCUGGACCCACUGGAGGGCCAUGGGCCGCAGCCCACAUGCUUCCCACGGAAGUGCUCCCGUGGCACAUUGCUCUCUGCCAUCCUCCUCACGCUCUUCGGCCUCGCCUUCCUUCUUCUCUGCCAUCUCCGUCUGAGCUCAGCCCCCCGCCACGGUGCCGGCGGCUCCUGCGGCGACACGUGCCGGGUUGUGCUGGUGGAAAGCAUCCCAGAGGGAAUGACCUUCGGGCAUGGCUCCGUGAUGAAUCCAUCCACCUUCUCCACGUGGAUGAACCUCCUGGGGACGGCCACCCGCAGCUUGGACAUCGCCUCCUUCUACUGGACCAUGACCAACGAGGACACACGGACACAUGAGCCCUCCGCCACCCAGGGUGAACAAAUCCUGGAGCAGCUACUGCAAUUACCUCGGCGCGGUGUCGCUGUCCGAGUCGCCGUCAGCCACCCGUCAGCCAAAUCGCCCCUGAGCGAUCUCCGAGCGCUGGAGCAGAGCGGUGCUGUGGUGCGUGCUGUCGAUAUGCCGCGGCUCACCGGCGGCGUGCUGCACACCAAGUUUUGGCUCGUCGAUGGCACCCACCUCUACAUUGGGAGCGCCAACAUGGACUGGAGGUCUUUGACCCAGGUGAAGGAGCUUGGUGCUGCCGUCUAUAACUGCAGCUGCUUGGCCGAGGAUUUAGGGAAGAUCUUUGAAGCUUACUGGGCUCUUGGCGUUCCUGGCGCUUCCAUCCCGGUGCCGUGGCCGGCAAAUUAUUCCACCACCUUCAACGUGGAGACGCCUUUGGAGCUGAAGCUCAACGACACCGAUGCCGCCGUCUACUUCUCGAGCUCCCCGCCUGCUCUCUGUGCUGCUGGCCGCACCCAGGACCUCGGUGCCCUCCUCAACGUCAUCGAUACCGCUGAGGACUUUGUGGACAUCGCUGUGAUGAGCUACCUACCCACCACCGAAUUCUCCCGCCCCCAAAGGUGCACGCAGACCCAUGCCAGGCCCAGCUCGCCGGCGUCAGCGCCGCCUAACCGUUUUCUCUCCCCCAGGUUCUGGCCGGCGAUCGACAACCGCCUGCGGAAAGCUGUCUUUGAACGCCGGGUCAAGGUUCGGUUGUUGGCAGGUUGCUGGCGGCACAGCCAAGUCUCCAUGUUCCCCUUCCUCAAGUCACUUGCCGCUGUCGCCGAUAACCGGACCCACUACAGCGUGGAAGUGCGGCUUUUCCUGGUGCCGGCGAGCACAGCACAAGCCCAGAUCCCCUAUGCCCGGGUGAACCACAACAAGUACAUGGUGACGGACAAGGCGGCAUACAUUGGGACAUCCAACUGGUCCGGUGACUACUUCACGCAGACGGCAGGGUCGGCGCUGGUGGUGAACCAGACGGGGAGCGGAAUCAGCGCCGGCACCGUGCGGGAGCAGCUGCAGGCGGUUUUUGAGCGGGAUUGGAACUCUCAGUACAGCACCGACAUCGUCGAUGCCGAGAGGUGGGAGAGCGUCUGCGGCUCCCGCUAGGCGCCGGGGAACGGUGAGCCACAGGCUGUGACGGUGCCGAGUCCUGGCGCCCCGCUCCAAUCUGAGUCAAACAAAGAAAAAGAGGGGAAAAAAAGGUGUUUUCUGAAGUCUGUUGCUGUUCCUGAAGCGGAGAAUCCUCCGCACGCGGUGACGGAGAGCACCGCAUCCUUUCCCCAGCGCCCUGCUGGCGCCGGGGGGGGAACCUUCCCGAGUCUCAGCGGUGCCAAACCCAUCCCGGCAGCGAGA
Colius striatus (speckled mousebird) is the source of this 2328-nucleotide messenger RNA. RefSeq names its product phospholipase D family member 3 (gene PLD3). The record is from RefSeq and is a predicted model, not a curated record. The transcript has 10 exons. NCBI's taxonomy places the organism in Eukaryota, Metazoa, Chordata, Aves, Coliiformes, Coliidae. Gene Ontology annotation, molecular function: catalytic activity. The coding region runs from base 568 to 2082 and encodes 504 amino acids.